Molecule: messenger RNA, 1230 nt
Organism: Striga asiatica
Lineage: Eukaryota; Viridiplantae; Streptophyta; Magnoliopsida; Lamiales; Orobanchaceae
Source: the annotation of a GenBank genome assembly
CGGUGGAGGAGAAACCCGAUCCUUGAGCUUGACUACAUUAUUACCGAAAAAGUGACGGGGUAUACAAAUACUUUGAGACAAUUAAGGGCGAUGUUGGGGGAACAAGGAGGUGAAAUAGUGGAAUUCACACUCUGCCAAGUGAAGCUGGGAAAGGGAAAGCAUUAUAUAUGUGAUACGUCAAGUUGCAUACUAUUUAUGCGUGCCUCGGAUUUAUACGUCAUUGGCUAUGAGAGUGAGGUGGAGCUGGAGUCUUUGAAGCCCGAUAAAGAGAGAGCACAAGAGAUAGGUAAAUAUUUUGCCAACCGUGACCUUCGUGGAAGAGUAGAGGAGCCUGAAGUUCGACCCUUGAGUUUUAAAAGAAGAUUACAACUCUCUCAUAAAGACUUCGAGUUACCAUACGCUACAUGGAAUACCACUAGGAUUUUCAGCUUCAGAAAGGCUGUGAAGAUUUUGGGUGGUAAAUUUGACAGCGAAAAACAAACGAUAUUCAUAUUUUUAGAAGCGACUCAAAGGAAAGGAUUAGCAGCAGCGGUGGAGGAGAAACCACGAUUCCUUAAUCUUGAUUACAUUAUUACUGGAAAAGUGACGGAGUAUACAAACCCUUUGAGACAAUUAAGGGCGAUAAUGGGGCCACAAAGAGGUGAAAUAAGUGGAAUUCACCCUCCACCAAGUGAAACUGAGAAAGGGAAAGCAUUUUAUGUAACAUUGCAUCUUAGAUGUGAUAUGUCAAGUUGCAUACUAUUUACGCGUGCCUCGUAUUUGUACGUCAUUGGCUAUGAUAGUGAAGUGCAGCUGUUGUCUUUGAAGCCCGAUAAAGAGAGGACACAAGAGAUGGAUGCAAAUUUUGUCAGCUCUGACCUUUGUGGAAGAGUAGAGGAGACUGAAGUUCGACCCUUGAGUUUCAUAGAAGAUUAUAACUCUCUCAUAAAGACUUCGAUUUUGAGAAAGGUCGUGAAGAUUUUGGGUGAAGUGACUCGUUUUACAAAUUUCGAGAGUUAUAUAACCAUUAAUUUUAAGAAUGAUGUGGGGUCGGUUUGGAUGUUUUCAUUAGCGAGACUGCAGAAGAAACCUCAUUCUCGUGGACAUGAAGCUAAGUUAGGAUCUGGACCUGAGGAUAUCGUGGAACAAACAAUGCAGAUUACUAAGAAAGGUAAAGGUUUAGCAGUAGCUGUGGAAAAGGAGAAUCCCCGAAUCCUUGAGCUUUACUACGUAAUUACCGAAGAAGUAUGA